This is a messenger RNA of Rodentolepis nana, 678 nucleotides long. The record is from the annotation of a GenBank genome assembly. NCBI's taxonomy places the organism in Eukaryota, Metazoa, Platyhelminthes, Cestoda, Cyclophyllidea, Hymenolepididae.
ACAACCUCGAUCUGUCUUCUUUACAUCUUGUGGCAAAUCGCGAGUUCUAACUUGUCAAAAAGGCAUCCACCACUCAUUUCCUCGAAAGUGAGCAAGUAUCCCUACUUGGAUGUGCAUCAUCAACUGGAGUGGAUAACAGAAUACUCGAAGAAUGAGAGUGACCUUUCCUUGGGCAAACCAGUCAAGAUUUUCUACGACAGACGUCUGCUCUAUCACGUCACUGAGUCUGAAGGGUGUCGGUUCAAAUGCGUUUACACAAAAGACGUGGAAGAACUAGAGGCGGGUGACAUCGCCGUCUUUUCAGCUUCAUUCAGCUCAGCUAGCGGUGAGGAACUAAAGAGAAGAGGCGUAUGGGUAGCAUUUGAGUCGGCUGAAAGUCCUGUUCAUAUGAGGCAGCUUAAUGAAACUCAAGCAAUUUUGGUGGAUAUGUUCAUUACUUACAUGCCAUGGUCUGAGUUACCCUUCAUGUACCCCAUGUUCAUUCGAAACGUGAAUCCACAUUAUUCGUUUACUCGAGAGGAAGUUGACAAGAUGUUGACCAGAAAUAACACUCAUCUUUUGCCAACAAAUCAUUGCGGCAGAACCAAGUUGGUGACUUGGAUGGUUUCAAAUCUGAACCCUAAAAAUGACCGGAAGAAAUUUGCAGAGUUGCUUCAAUUGUUUGUACCAAUGAGUUAA